This is a messenger RNA of Halichondria panicea, 2258 nucleotides long. RefSeq lists its product as uncharacterized. Gene Ontology annotation, molecular function: zinc ion binding; nucleic acid binding. The transcript has a single exon. The record is from RefSeq and is a predicted model, not a curated record. Lineage: Eukaryota; Metazoa; Porifera; Demospongiae; Suberitida; Halichondriidae. The coding region runs from base 1191 to 2249 and encodes 352 amino acids.
AAUUUUCCAAAAAUCUUGGCUAUGCCACAGAGUUGUGCUUACUAAUUGGAAUACCAUUGCAACCUUUUAAGAGUUAGCAAAAAUUGUUCAGAGAGUGCUGAUAGAUGAUUGAAUUUGAACUACUUCUUGAAAGAGUUACAGACCGUAUUUUUAGUGAUUCUCCAAUUAGACAAUUUUCUGACCUCUAAAAUUAGGGACUGUUGCGUUGACUUUAUUAUGUGGUAUCCUAGUAAAAAUGUAGCCACCUAGCCUUGAUUCCAAAACAAUGUAUUUUGAGAGGCCUGUAAUCGAGGCUAGCAGAGUAACCUCGUCCUAUAUCUCCAAUUAGAUGCGACCAGGGCGACACCCACAACUAAAGGAACCUCCCGUGUUGACACAUUUAUGAGCACACUCGUUCAUGUCUGUGUAAAGAGAUAAGCUCAUGUACUGUGACAAUUGUAAGGACACGGACUCCUGGACUAUUGAACUAUGCAUGACAUCAUUAGAGAUCAUGUGAUAAACUAGUGCUCCUAUCUAGAAAGUUGUGUUGCUAUCGAGUUGCUAUAUUCUAUGCUAUCACUGUUUGCUCUUAAUAUAAAAGACUCAAGGUGUUAUUAUCAAACCUACAUGGCGCUGUGAACAACCCGCUACAUAAAUAGCGUUGAAAGAACCGAAAUAAAAUCAGGAUCAGCAAAUAUGGCAUAUACAUUUCGUACCAGUGACCUACCGAAACUGGACUUCGAUACAGAUAAAGGGACAGACUUCCUUGCCUGGCAACAACAGUGGCUUGCCUAUAGAGAACUAUCUGGCCUUGGCAACGAGUCAGCGGCAAAACAGGUACAAGCACUCAAACUUUGUUUCUCAAGAGAGACCCUCACUGUGGUAGACAAUCUAGGACUAACUGAUGCCCAGAAGAAUGACCAAGCACUGAUAAUUGCAGCAAUGAAGCAACAUGUCGAAGGGCAGAUCAAUGAAACAAUCGAGAGAAGAAACCUAUACGACAGCGACAUCAACUCACUGGCGAAACCUUCGACGACUUCCUAGUGUCACUACGUGACCUUGCAAAAACUUGUAACUUUUGUAACAACGAAUGCCUCAAACGAGCAAUCAGAGACCAAAUUAUCGAAGGUCUACAAGAUGGCGACACUAUACAAGAACUCCUACGAGCUAGUGACCUCACGCUAGAUCAAGCUGUAACAAAGUGUCGUGGUAUGGAAGCAGUAAAGAAGUCCCGCUCACAGAUCCAGGGUGCAACCGAACUUUGCGCACUACAAACACGACAAACACGACAUCAACCUGCCACCCCGGCCAGUACAUGCCAUUGGUGUGGUAAAAAUCAACACGAUGGAGGCAGAAAGAAUUGCCCAGCCCAGGGACAAACUUGCCGCAACUGUGGCAAAGUUGGCCACUUCAGUACGGUUUGCAGACAGCCACAUCCUUCUGGAAAAAAACCAGCCAUAUCCCCGAGGGCCAACACACUGCGCACUUCGGAACUCCCAUUCCUGCAACUAUCCAACGCAAACGCUGGAUCCAUCACACCAGCCCCGACGAUUCGAAUGAAAGUGACUACCUGCCAUGGAGAAACUUACACUAGUGUCCUUCCUGACUCGGGAGCAGACAAUUGCGCAGCAGGGCCAGACUUAGUACAUGCCCUCAACGAGGACAUAGAUAAUCUGGCAGAUUCCAACGUCACACCAAAAGCAGUCAACGGCUCACUAUUACAUCCAGCAGGAAAGCUACCCGGAGUCCAAUUCCAGAUCAACGGCCAGGACACCGAAGCAGACAUUCACAUCUAUAAAUCAGUCUCAGGCACCAUCAUAUCAUGGGCCACAGCACAGAAACUCGGCAUCCUACCUAACUGUUACCCUAACCCGAUGCCCUCUGUCCAAACGAUCGAAUCUACGACAAUCGAAUCUACCGAAACAAUCGGAUCCACGAAGGUCGAAACAAUCGAAUCCACGAAAGUCGAAACAAUUGAACCUACGAAUGUUCCAUCUAUGCUACCCACAGCGGAACAAUUCAUGUUGGAAUUUUCACCCGUCUUCGACGAACAAAUUCGUACCAUGCCAGAAGAACAGUUCCAUAUCUCCAUCACUGACGACGCUAAACCGUUCUGCGUGAGCACACCACGCACCAUCCCACUGGCAUACAGAGAGAAACUGAAAGCUGAGAUCGACUUGCUCGUCGAUCAAAAAAUCAUAGCUCUGACUGGUGCGCACCCAUUGUUGUGGCACCAAAGAAGAACUCCGACAAAAUACGCAUGUGCGUAGACCUAUCGA